UAUACACAACUUACAAAAUACCCCAUCAAAAAUUGCGCCCCAAUUGGUACUUUAUUCCAUAUUUAGUGCUCUACCUUUGACCAGUGUCCAUAGGGCUUUGGUUAAAAGUAGUGCACUAUAUAGGGUUAAGGGUGCCAUUUGCGACCUAACCUAACAGUGGCCACCUUGCUCACUCUCUCUUACUAUGACUAUACAUAGCUAGCAAGGUAACAAAGGGGGUACUUUGAGUGGACUAUCCCUUUAACCAAAAAAAGCCAGGCUGGAUGUUUAGCUACAUCACUUUGGAAUGCAUUGAAUUCCCGUGUUUUUAUUUUUUUUCCCAUUGUGGUCAUCCAUCCAUCUUGUGUCUGUUUUUACAUGCGUCCGCACGGAUUAGAGGUGUAGAGUUGGUGGGUAUAGCAGGCCAUUCCCAUCUCCACUGUGCUGCUCAUCCCUCUGCAUUCCAGGGCAGAGCCGGCCGAGAGGCGGGAGUGUACUGUAUUUUUGAGCAGCACUGCUAUGACCUUUGACAUCUGGGUAGGGUUGCGCCCAAAUGGCAAGGAAUAGGGUGCCAUUUGGGACACAGCCUGUGAUUUGCUGAUGCAUUUCCUUACAAAACUCUGGACAUGUUGGAGAGCAUUACAUGAUUAAUGCAAUCAAUCUCAAACACCCACUUGGUUAAAUCUCCCAUCUGAAAUGAUUAGAUGGGAGGAGAGAGCAUUUGGUCAGAACCUCUCCCUAGCCUAACAUUGGGCUAGGUGGAGCUAUUGGUAUAUUCAGGGAUGGUAAACUAGUCACCUUUCGGCGAAAUCCGCUGUUUUGAAUCCAAAAUAGGUGACCUAUGUGAUUCGUGUCGAUCCGAUGAGAAACGUUUGGGCGAGGGGGUGGCUUUGGAUUACUACUGGCUGUAUGCGAACGAGUGAUGCGUGUUUGUGGCAAUACUGGCUGUAUCCAAAGCUCAGCCCAUCGUUUACAUAACAACAGAAUGCAGCACGCGACUGAAGAGAGAAGAGGCAACCAAUUAGCUAAUUAUGGUAUCAGCGCGCGCUCUGGAAAAAGAGGAUAGGGGAAUGGCAGUUUGCCAGCUACAGCAGCGCGUCUCCUGAACGAUAACAAAGAGGUCCUGUGGAAAAACAUAAUAAUCUACUUAAAGAAGACGAGUGCUGUUGCUCGUAGGAGCGUAUCAAGACUGAGGAGGGUGAGUACUUCCUGAAGGUGCUGAUCCCCAGCUAUGCGGCCGGCUCCAUAAUUGGCAAGGGCGGCCAGACCAUCGUACAGCUGCAGAAAGAGACGGGCGCCACCAUCAAGCUGUCCAAAUCCAAAGACUUCUACCCAGGAACCACAGAGCGUGUAUGUCUGAUACAGGGUACAGUCGAGGCGCUGAAUAGCGUCCACAGCUUCAUUGCGGAGAAAGUCCGUGAGAUGCCUCAGAGCGCCCAGAAAACAGAGCCAGUCAGCAUACUACAACCACAGACCACUGUCAACCCCGACCGCGUCAAACAGGCUAAAUUGAUUGUGCCCAACAGCACGGCUGGGCUGAUCAUCGGUAAGGGCGGGGCCACGGUCAAGGCGGUGAUGGAGCAGUCGGGUGCCUGGGUGCAGCUGUCCCAGAAGCCUGAAGGCAUCAACCUGCAGGAGCGUGUGGUCACCAUCAGCGGGGAACCCGAGCAGAACUGCAAAGCCGUGGAGAUCAUCGUGCAGAAGAUCCAGGAGGACCCUCAGAGCAGCAGCUGCCUCAACAUCAGCUACUCCAACAUCUCAGGCCCCGUGGCCAACUCCAACCCCACCGGUUCCCCCUACGCCAACUCAGCCGAGGUCCUCCCCAACGCAGCCGCGGCUGCCGCCACCGCCUCCAGCCUUCUGGGCCAGGCCGGCCUGGCAGGAAUGGGCGGCUUCCCGGGCACCAUGUCCAGCUUCUCUGGCAAUGACCUGCUGGCCAUCACCUCGGCCCUCAACACUCUGGCCAGCUAUGGCUACAACACCAACACCCUGGGUCUGGGCCUCAACCCCGCUGCCGCCUCUGGGGUCCUGGCCGCCGUGGCUGCUAGUGCUAACCCAGCCGCUGCUGCCGCCGCUAACCUCCUGGCCUCCUAUGCCAGCGAUGCCUCCGGCGGCUCCGGCCACCCCGCUGUCGGCCUGGGCGGCUUCUCCCUGGGCUCACUGGCUGCCGCCACAGGGGCCUCCAACGGUUACCUGAACGCCUCAUCCCCACUGAUGGCCUCUUCCCUGCUGGCCACAGAGAAGCUGGGAGACGGGGCCAAGGACGUGGUGGAGAUUGCCGUGCCCGAGAAUCUGGUGGGCGCCAUCCUGGGGAAAGGUGGUAAAACGCUGGUGGAGUACCAGGAGCUGACAGGCGCCCGCAUCCAGAUCUCCAAAAAGGGAGAGUUCAUCCCCGGCACGCGAAACCGUAAAGUUACCAUAACAGGGUCGCCCGCGGCAACACAAGCUGCCCAGUAUCUGAUCAGCCAGCGGAUCACGUAUGAGCAGGGUGUGCGUGCCACCAACCCACAGAAGGUGGGCUAAAUGGGAAAAAAAUGGUAAAAUAAAGGAAGGAUGGAGACAGAGAAAAUAAAAGGGAAUCGAGGGUCACGGCGAGGGGAAGAAAAUGUCCAAAUAUCCGUUCAAUAUUUCAGUAUUAAAAAGAGAAGAUCACAAAGGAGGAAGAGGUGGGGAUAAAACCAAGAUAAGUUUGUGUGAUAUGUGAUUGUGUUUUUAGGACCGAGGUCCUGAUGUUUUUAAAAAGUUGUGAAGAGUCCUUUUGAUGAUGGCGAUUAGAGUAAAGCUGAACUGGUCCACUGCCAAGCUGCAGAUCCAGGGGUGAGCACAUGAGUUCACCCCCAUUCAGAAACCUCACAGCUGGGUUUGUUUUGGGUUUCGUUCUCUUCCGUUUCACUCUUCUAUCAUUGUGUGGGUUUUUCAGCUUCAGUUGCAGACCUCCGCUCCAGGUGAGUUGAGAGUCAGUUGAUGUUCCAGACAAGCUAAAAGAGCAGAGAUGGAUGUUUACUCAUGCCUUUUUCCUUUGAUGUUAACCUUGCUCCAUGUGAACAAAGCAAAAAAGUCCUUGUCUACAUGAGAGAGGUUAAAUGAUGCUCACCAGAGGUCGUCCAAAACCAUUAAGCAUCCAUUUUAUUCUAAAUUCUUAACGGAUAUCACAUUGUUAAUGACAUGCCACUGUAUGAUUCAUAUCAAAAUUAAGAUUUUAACACUUUGGUUGUUAUAAUUUUUAUUUUCAUCAAUUAUUUAUUGAAAUAUGGUCUCAUUCAAACACGUAUAGAUUAUUUUAACCUGUGAAUUCGGGUUGAUAUGAAUGUAAAGACAGUAUUAUUGUUAUUUUGUUACUAACGAGGAUCACAUUUUGAGUUGCAGUGACAGAUAUGUAUAGUUUUAACCCAGAACUGCACAGUAACUAUAUAUGAGUGUAGAUCAGGGGUCAAAUGUUCAAUGUGAGAGGAUAGAUGAGACACACAGGAAUGUACACACACAUACACAGGAACACACAUAGACAAUCAUUCAUACAUGUAGACCGCCACCCACAUACACACCACUUUUGGUGCUACGAAAACAUAACUACAGAUAGGCUUAUAUCUCCUGUAUUACCUAAAUUGAAAAUCCCUUUUGAGAUGCCAAGCAUUGUCCAUUCAUCUAUAGUUUACGGGAUUUAGUUCUGCCUUUAUGUGAGUAAAGUAAGACUGGAUUUCAUGCUACGAUUGUCAGUCUUAAUAUUUUACCCCAGUAAAUCAGUUGUCCUUUAGUUGCCAUGGCAAACUGUUUCUUGUACCAUCAUGGGCAGUUUAGAUCCAAAUAACGUAGUUACUGGUUUAAAACCAAUCAUUUUAUACUAUUGUCAUAAAUUGGCCCUGUACUUUGAGUUUGCCAGCCGAUAUUGCUCCUUGCGACAUACUCCGACAGUAUGUAGAAAUAUGAUUAAACCCCCAUGGGAAGGAGCAUUGUAUCCGAAAGAGAAGACGGCACUAUACACAGCUUGAGGUAUGUUACAUUACCUUUUCAAUUGAAGAAACAUCUAACCAGAAGAGUCCCCCAAGGGAACGAAGCACUACAAAGCAGUUUUGUUAAGAAAAGCAGUUUGAACCUUAUCUGUGAACAAGAAGACGAUUGCUUUAGAUUUAGGGUGGCUGGUAGUCAAGAGAGACACUAAUGAGAAAGAAAUGGAGUCACCAUGAAACACAUUUGGACUGAAACCAUUUGGAGUUUGUUGUGAACCAUUCUUCCCAAUCAGAGUAAAUACCAAUAUGGAGUCAAACAGUUUAUGCAGUUGGUCAGUCGAACUUGUUAUCUUGCCUAAAGCAGACAUUGAAACUAGCUUAUAUUGGCAGUAGUGCAUAAUGCAUUGCUGAAACAUUUUGCUGACAUUCUGUAAGGAUAAUUGCAGGGGGGGGGGGCGUAACUGUCUCCUAGAACAUUCUCAAACAAACAAAAAUUACCCUUGCUUGCUUCUGCGCUGCUAUACAUUGGUUUUCAUCCGAGUACACUGGGUCUAUUAUGACUGCACUGUGAGACACAACGAAGAAACAACGCAGUGUGCCUGUCCCUUCUUGAGCCAAGUGUUCAUAUUUUGAUGUACAUAUCCAAGAAAUAGGCCUACAGCUGACACACUCGCAUUGCAUGUUCUAGAGCAAAACCAGCCGAGCAGUGAGAUAAGGAACAUCUCCACAAAAACAUCCAUAAUGUGUUGUCUUGGAGAUGUUUUGGUUUACCAAUAAUAUUGCACAGCAGAGAGCUGCUACACAUUCAUAUUAAUGGAAGUCUCUUCUAAUGAUGAGUCCAGAGUCAUCAGUCAACCAUAUUGUCUUUUAUUAACCCAAAUGACUCCUAAUACAUUUAUUUUCCUGCACAGCAGUCCCUGAAUCUUAUUCUGGCCCUCUUUUCCAUUUCACGCGUUUAUCCUUAUGUAACCAGAGCUCUGUGAUUGGCUUUCAGUAAUACAGGACUGGAAGGGAUAGCGGCAGAGAAUCAAAGAAAAAGCAACACUCCCUUUUUAUGAGUGAAAUGACAACGCCCCUCCUCCACCAUACCUACCUACUCAAUAGUUAUUCUAAGGAAUGUUUGCUCGAGAAAGAAGUUACCUUUACCUCAUCUUACUAUCAACUAUGUGUUGGAGCACUCCGCAUGGCAUGGCACUAGCCACGAGCCCCAUUACCUUGACACACUGAAUACACGUUUCCCUUUCAUUAUAUUUCUGAAGGGAUGUGCUGUGACUUAUAACAGUACUCAAUGGUGCACUGGUUAUUUGAAAUGGCACUCCAGUUAAAAUAUCUGUAACUUCCACCCGUGGGGUUCAGAAACCUUCAUAUUUUAGCCCCUAACCUCACAAAAUGUUUACGUGAUUUAAAAUACAAGCACAAAUCAAGGUGAAUUUAGUAAUAUAAGCAAUGCAACUAGACUUGGUUUAGAGGACUUCUCUAGAGCUGUCUGAUCUAUACAUUGUCCUCUUUUUACGUUCAUUACAUUACUUACUUCGGCAUUUCUCCCACCCUUCAUAUGGUAUUUUUAGUGUAUUUUAGAACGCUCCUAUAUCCAGAUUCCCUUUUCUCUCUCCUCCAUUCUGCUCGCCCUCUCUCUCCUUUUUUCUGUCUACUCAUAGGCGCUGAUGUCUGGGGUUGCAGGGAGUGCCGAAGUGAUCGAUAGCAGUUAUGCACUAUAGGUCAUAAGGGUAUGCAAAUAUUUUCACAGCCCAUAGAGUUCACCAGGCAAAAAUGCACAGAAAACAACUGCCUCCAAACUGUGACACCCCACAAGACCAACAAGCAACAUUGGUUCAAACUACGGUAUCAAAUUCCCUACUAAAAGAGGAACAAGUAGGAUUUAGACAGGCUUACAAUUGUAAUAUAUGACCUUUUAGGGGAACAGGAGAGGUUAUGUAUUUUUUUCUACUGGAAAGCAAAAUAAGUAAGCAAAUCUUUUUUCAAUGAGCAAAUGUCUGUUGGUUGACCAAACAUAACUUAUUUUUCAGCCUUUUAAACAGGAGUUUAUUUUUAAAAAAGUUCAUGAUAGAGCGCAAGAGAAAGAUGGGAACUCGUUCGUGACCUCAUGCUGAAACAGUGACAUCCUUUAUGCAUAUCCUCUUAUCUGAAAAAUGACUAGAAAUUAAUUUCUGUGGAAUAUGUCAUGUCAACAUGAUGUAUAUGUAUGUUAUUGUAGCUAUUCUAGUUUGUAGUCCAAAUGCAGUCCAGCGUCUCGUCAAUACAAUGUGAAACUCUAUGUUAUCUUUGUGUGGAUGAUGAAGAGUGCCAACUAAGCCUGAGUAAGAUUAGCUUCGCUAUUUGUUUGUGCAUUACGAUGACUCAUCAUAUGGCGUCCAUAUUUCUGUCAUUUAGUUUGACCGUAAGAAAAAUGUAAAGAAUAUUGGAAGCAAUAUAGUAGCAUGUUGUCCUGUUUUGUGUUUUGGUUUUGUUUGUCGUAUGAACCUUUGAAAUUACUAAGAUUUUUAAUUAAUAGGUUUACAUGUACUUUUUGUAAAUUAUGAAAAUGCUGCUAUUUGAUAAGUAAAAUAUACAAAACAUUUUAGUCGAAAAGAUGUCUGGUCUGUUGAUUAGAAAGAUGCUCUAAAAGACAGGGCAUACAAUUAGGUGUAUAGAAUACUAUACAGUAUUGGUAAGAUAGUAACAGUAAUAAUAGACUCUAUAGUACAACCUGUGCCAAACUAGACUUCUGCAGCUUUUGAAAUUGUAGAUGUGCAAUCAAAUGUUAGAUAUUAAUAACUUGUUUAGAAGUGCUGAUCAGGUGCCAAUCAAACAAUGUUUUUAAGUUAAGAAAAGAUAAUCAAAUACAUGACUUAAGAAAACAAAGGAUGGAUAACUGUUUUGUGCAUUGUUUUACCCCAUAGCUACAUAGAGUAAGAGCUAAAGAUUGUGAUUUUUAUGGAUCCAUGUUGUUUUACACUCCAUGCAUCCCCUGUGUGUUCAUUUGACCUGUGGCUUAAGCACUGCUGUUUUUCACAAAUGUCUCUAUAGGCCAGCAUGGACUUAGCAUAACAUGUUAUAAGCAUUCAUAACAUAGUCAUUAACAAUCAGACAAAAUGUGUUUCGUGGAGUUAGGUGUUAUCUUUUUGCACGUCUUCUAUUGCAUGGUAUCAAAGUGAAAUAUGGAGGGGGAAAAAAUGAAUGCAAAAAAAAUGGAGGUGUUCUCGCAACAUUCAAAGACAUAACGUUGCAUGCAAUCAGUUGUAGAGCACUUACGUUAAAACCGCCUCAUAUUUAAAAAAAAUGGUUUAUUGUCGUAAGUUGGGAGGGGUUCUAUUAUUGUCAUGUUGGUCCAAAUACAACAUAUUUCAGAUCAAAUUCUCAUACAGUCCAUCUCUUUAUAUUAUUACAGAUAUGAUUUUGUUUUCUUAAGGUACCAUGAGGAGUAUUACAAAUGCGAAAAAUGUUAGUCAGUGUUAUUCUUGUGUUUUGCUUUCUAGAAUACCAGGCAUGCAUUUUUUAGGAUCAGGUUAAACCUCACAAAACCUGCGUAAUAUUUUUUACGAUUUUUUAUACUACAGCUUGAAUUCCCAGAUCUAAUCUAUGAAUGUACUACCAUUUGCUCAUUAUUUCUGUUGAAUGUUUAUCAGUCUUUAAAUGUGAAUUCAAGGCUGGAAUGUCAACUACAUGUAGCGUUAACAUAUUAUGUCAAGAACCAAUUUCAGCUAUAGUCAGGUAGGCCUGACAUGGCCAUAGUCAUAAUCCAGAUAUGUUUCAACAACACUUCAGAUUCGCUGUAAACAUUAUCCUGUAUGUUUGGUGUUGCAUAAAUGCACUUUACUUUUUACAAAUUACAUCUCCUAUUAUUGGAUGUGAAACAAAGCAAACAAUGUUCAUUUUCUGCCGUUUUUGUCAUUCUUUGCUGUUGCUCUGAUGUUAUUGUUUUAGUAAAAAAACAAACAAACAAACAAAAAAAUGAAACUUUUUGUGAAUGAUGAGAGGGUUUUGUGUAUCAGACUUCUCUGAAAAGGUGGCACCCGAGUCCUCACAAUAUCGAUUCUCAUUUCCUUUUAGCAAAGAUUUGUGUUAAUCGCAAUGAGCAAAUCUCUCUUUGAAGAUAGAAUCCUUUGUUGCUACAUACAUUUUUUUUACUUAUAAAUUAAUGAUAUAUACCCAUUGAUCCUUGAAGAAUAUAACUUAUACAUGCCUCAUAAGCUUAGUUCAACUGUCGUAUCACAGCAGAACCCCAAAUAUACGCUCAUUUUACUCCAUCUACAUUUGCUAACAAUGUAGAUGGAAACAAACGCUUUAUGGCCUCAAAACAUGGUUAAAACUAAAAUGUUAAUAUCAUGUAUAGUCAGUCCUUGCAUCCAUUGCUCUGUCUAUGAAUUUGAGUUGUUACAUUUCUCCAGGCCCAUCCCUCAGCUUUGUAAUUUCUUUCAAUUAAGGAUUCUAGAUUUAAAAGAGGGAGAGGGAACUUAAGAGUGGAACUGUUCCACCUUGUCAUGUUGCAUUAUGCUGCCUUGAAAUCUAGUGGUGGGAGUAUUUUUGAGAACAAAUUGGCAUUGAAAGCAUGGUAAACCUCAUACAAUGUCUCUAUGUUCGGUUAUCAGAGUCCAUGUUUGUUACGUUACAGAAUGCUAUCCCAAGGUCUCGCUGAUAUAAUAUUAGAUCAGAGACAAAUAUAGCACCGGAAAAAUGUGAUCGCUUCGGUCAUACCGCUGUCAGUGUUGGUGUAUUUGACGACAACAACAUUUUAGAACCCUAUGUAACCUAAAAUGGCCUAACUAAUUUACCACAUGCAUGAUUUGAGUGUCUGUCUCAUUCUUCUGUCAUACACUGCUACUAACCCCCACCAAUGUUCUAACCUCUCCACUACUGAGUGAUUUGAGUGUCUGUCUCAUUCUUCUGUCAUACACUGCUACUAACCCCCACCAAUGUUCUAACCUCUCCACUACUGAGUGAUUUGAGUGUCUGUCUCAUUCUUCUGUCAUACACUGCUACUAACCCCCACCAAUGUUCUAACCUCUCCACUACUGAGUGAUUUGAGUGUCUGUCUCAUUCUUCUGUCAUACACUGCUACUAACCCCCACCAAUGUUCUAACCUCUCCACUACUGAGUGAUUUGAGUGUCUGUCUCAUUCUUCUGUCAUACACUGCUACUAACCCCCACCAAUGUUCUAACCUCUCCAAUACUGAGUGCCAAACUAAGUCAACACCAUUCCAAACAUUUAAAAAAAUAUAUAUAUAUAUAUUUUUUAAAGAAUCAUCUGGAUAUUCACCUAACCCCCCCAAUGCUCCUCCUCGGGGGGGAUUCCUUUGAACUAUCAGACACAGGACUAAGACGGUUCAGGCUGCUUGCCCCCGCUUCUCCUCAACUCUCUUCAUCAUCUUUUCAGCCUACAUGACAUUACGAUUAUGUGUGGUGUUGUCUGGCACCUUAUCUUUGACCCUUUUUUGACCCUCCCAUGAACUUAGUUGACCUUAUACACCCUUUGUGUGUUUUUAUUAUUUUGACCCCAGGUUUAUUGCCAAACUUUGCUGAGACUACAACUGUAUGAAUUUUCAUUUUGUUUGUUUGUUUUCUUGUCAUCCGGAUAAUUCUGAAGGGUUGAAAGUUAACUAAAAUGUUGAUUGAAAAAAGCAUGACAAUGCCUUGCACACCUCUUUGGCUCCAUUGCAAAUAUUCUUUUGGGUUAGGUUUUUAAUUUUGUAAAACUUUUUGUUUUUCCAUUUCAAGAAAUGGACUGUCAGCAUAAGUUAAAUGUUACUCAAAACUAAAAAAAGUUUUGUCAAUCUGAAUGACUAGUGUCUCUAUAUUAAGACAGAGAAGAUACCAUUUGAAAGUUUAGGCCUCACUUGUCUUUUGACUUAAGCAUUUGCUUGGAUGCCUUUACACAGACAGUCUCAAUCUGAAAGACUGUCUUUCCCUGAGCCAUUUCAGUGAAGUACGGAUGGGAGCUUUUUAAUGGAGAUAUUUGCCAAUACGAGUGCCAAAUGAAAUCUCCAUUAAGCCAAAAGCCAGCCAGCCUACACACUGAAGCUGUGGUAGCACUGGGAUGGUUCACUUCCCAAUCCCAUUUCUCCCAGAAAACACUUCAUUGUUUGACAUUUGACAUGACAUGCCACUAUUUUUAUAUGCUGCCAGUCUAUUUACUGCUUUCCUCAGUGAGACAUCUCAGAAGCAGUUCCUUUUAUAACGAUACACUGUUGAUUAAUGACAACAGCAACUAUGAAAAGGGAAUGAAAGGAUUUUUAAAGUGUCAUUUUUGUGAACUUUUUUUAAUUAUUAUUAUAAAUUAUCUGAACAUCAUUCAUUAAUAGAUUUAAGGGUAAUGACUAUAUAAUGUAACUGUAGUAUUGUGUUUGUAAAAAAAAUCUGUGAGUUGUGUUUUAUGACUCGUGGACUACCAGUGAAGUCAGCAUUUCAGUGUUAAUAUAUUGAAUUGUUUUUUAAAGAUUAUUUUUGCGACGGCAACAGCAACAAAGAGUCAUUAUAAAUGUUCAUCUUAGCAUCA
Molecule: messenger RNA, 10416 nt
Organism: Oncorhynchus keta (chum salmon)
Lineage: Eukaryota; Metazoa; Chordata; Actinopteri; Salmoniformes; Salmonidae
Product: RNA-binding protein Nova-1-like
Exons: 5
Coding region: 1402-2502 (366 amino acids)
Biological process (GO): regulation of alternative mRNA splicing, via spliceosome; mRNA splicing, via spliceosome
Cellular component (GO): nucleus; cytoplasm
Molecular function (GO): mRNA binding
Source: RefSeq, a predicted model, not a curated record